Molecule: messenger RNA, 1527 nt
Organism: Phytomonas sp. EM1
Lineage: Eukaryota; Euglenozoa; Kinetoplastea; Trypanosomatida; Trypanosomatidae
Source: the annotation of a GenBank genome assembly
AUGAGCCUCUCCAAUGUUGAGAACAUCCUGCAUGCCGUGGAGCAAUCUCUGAAGAUGUGCCCUCGAAACGCGUAUGAGGCCCAGAAUCGUUAUGAAAGAAACACGCAAUCGCUCUCCACAGCGCGCGCGACCUUGCGGGAGUUCAGUGGAAGUCGGAUCGAAGAAAUCGCGAUGAAGCUCGCAGGGCUGGAGAUCGCGGUGGAGAAAGAAAAGGAUCGCUGCAUGCAGAUCGCGGUGGCAAGCCGCAACGCCUUUUCGUUUAACUUUGACGACUCCGAAGCCCAAGACGGGGGCGAUGUUGAGGAUGAGAUCGCGCAGGCCGAGGCGGCGCUCAAACUAAAAGCCAAGAAAAAGGCCUCCAAGGGUGAAAAUGGAAAGAAAAGCAAAUCUAGUAAGAAACCCUCGCCUCCGCAGGUGAAUCCUCUUGGUGAGAUUGGAGCCACCACCCCCUCCUCCGUGGAGGUUGCGGUGGAGGAGAUUCCACCUUCCACGACGACAACCAGCGGGGUGGAUGGAGGGUCGUCGAAGGGGGAGGUGGUUUCACGAUCCGUCGUGGAGAUCGCGCGGCGGGAUGACUGCCGGGAGGUCGGGAUGCCGCCGUGUGCGUUGGGGUAUCAACGCUGCGAGCCCUUGCCAAACUCCGCCCUCGCCGCCGUCUACUACGCGGGGGAGGUGGAAUACGAAGGUUAUACCUGUUGCUGUCGAAUCGAAUUAUAUCGCGGGGUGUUGUUGGCGUUGUGGGGGGGGAAACCGGUAGUCGAGGACGCGUUGCCACCCACCGCGGGCGUGAACGAAAUGGGGAUGAACGACCUUGGAAGACACGCGAUGAAAAACCAACGGGCCUCCCCAGAAGAGUUGAAUCUGGAUCCACUAGAAGACCCCAGCAACGACGACGAAACCGAUGGCGUUUCAUACCUCUCUUCCAAACUCGUGAAUGACUACGAGGCGGCGGAGAUCGCGCGGGAAAAGGCCGAGGCGGAUGCGAACUUCCCUCGAAACAUCUCCCCUCAACUGGCCUCGCGGCUUCGACGCUUUCCCGAUCUGAUUUGGGUGAUUUUAAUCUGCCAUGGGGGCUACUUCGCCGGUGGGGUGUUUGUCGAAGGGAGGUGCGUCCUCCACAAGGCCUUUCAGCGCUACGUUGUGCGGAAGAAGCAAGGGGGGAAGCAAUCGACCAACGCUAAGGAUGGCAGCGGGAGCUACCAUAGCGCGGGCUCGAUGAUCCGCGCCGCGCAGGAGUUGGAGUGGAAGGUGGAUGUGCGGGAUAUUAUCUUAGCUUGGCAGCCGUAUAUCGACCGAGCCUCGGUGAUUUUACACGCCGCCCCGGGUCCGCAAAAUCUCGCGAUUUUGACUGAUUUUUCUUCGCUGCCGCCGCCCGCCGCGGGCGUUGUGAAACCAUCCCCGAUUAGUGCGAAGGAUCCGCGGGUGCAGCGGGUACCGAUCACGACGCAUCGCCCGAAGUUCGAGGAGGUGCAGCGAAUUUACGAUAUUGUUUCCCAGUAUAAUGUGGUUUACGUCAUGCAAGAAUAA